Messenger RNA from Andrographis paniculata, 642 nucleotides. RefSeq lists its product as uncharacterized. Bases 1 to 642 code for a protein of 213 amino acids. NCBI's taxonomy places the organism in Eukaryota, Viridiplantae, Streptophyta, Magnoliopsida, Lamiales, Acanthaceae. The transcript has a single exon. The record is from RefSeq and is a predicted model, not a curated record.
AUGCACAAUCAAAGAGUUAUUGUUUAUGUGUCAUGUCAACUAAAACCUCACGAAGAGAAUUAUCCUACACAUGACUUGGAGAUGGCAGCAGUUGUGUUUGCUUUGAAGAUUUGGAGGCACUAUCUUUAUGGUACCCAUUGUAAAAUGUUUACUGACCAUCAUAGUCUGAAAUAUAUCUUCACCCAAAGAGAAUUAAAUUUAAGACAAAGAAAAUGGUUAGAAUUGGUGAAGGAUUGUGAUCUCGAAAUUGUAUAUCAUGAAGGCAAAGAAAAUGUUGUAGCUGAUGCCUCGAGUCGAAAACCAAGGCAUAAGUUGGGUUCUAUGUUAGUUGCCGAUGAACUAUGUCAAGAUUUAGCACAGAUGAAAAUUGAACUACUUGGAUGGGGCAUGACGUGGGGAUAUUUACAAAUAAUGCAAGUUGAGCCUGAAAUUUACGAUCACAUUAGAGUGGCUCGAAUGGAAGAUAAUAAAAUGGUCGAGUUGGCUAUAGAAGUUCAGUACGGUCAUAUUCAAAACUUUAAUAUUGUUUCAGAUAGGAGUCUUCGAUUUCAUGGAAUGUGGUGUAUCCCAAAGGACCAAAGUGAUUUGAAGGAGCAAAUUAUGAGUGAGGCUCAUAAUAUACCAUAUUCAGUGCAUCCAUGA